Messenger RNA from Protopterus annectens (West African lungfish), 1831 nucleotides. It is a transcript of the gene GTF2H5, whose product is annotated as general transcription factor IIH subunit 5. The transcript is spliced from 3 exons. The coding region runs from base 190 to 405 and encodes 71 amino acids. Gene Ontology annotation, cellular component: transcription factor TFIIH core complex; transcription factor TFIIH holo complex. The record is from RefSeq and is a predicted model, not a curated record. Gene Ontology annotation, biological process: transcription by RNA polymerase II; nucleotide-excision repair, preincision complex assembly; nucleotide-excision repair. NCBI's taxonomy places the organism in Eukaryota, Metazoa, Chordata, Ceratodontiformes, Protopteridae.
CCAUCGACGCGUUAUAUUGCGUCAUCAUUCUUCGCCGUUAUAUACUGUAGCGAGGAUCGCAUUUGAGGUUUAGUAAUGGAUUAAAAGUAGUGUGAGUCUUAGUUAUACUUUCGUGUUAGUUCAUAUUGGCAUAAGAAGAAUCUGAAUUCAGAUUUAAAGUUAAGGGUGAAGCUUCUCUUUAUUUUGAAGAUGGUAAACGUUCUUAAGGGAGUACUUAUUGAGUGUGACCCAGCCAUGAAGCAGUAUCUGCUUUACUUGGAUGAGACAAAUGCCUUGGGGAAGAAAUUUAUCAUACAAGACCUGGAUGAAACCCACCUUUUUGUUGUAGCUGAAGUUGUUCAAACUCUGCAGGACAGAGUAGGGGAAUUAAUGGACCAGAACUCAUUUCCAAUUACACAGAAAUAAUGGAGAAAAACAGUAGGACAUGCUGCCACUGGCAUAGAUAGUGCUUAAAAACGGUGUGCUUAUGGAUGUCCAUUCAAAGUAAGCCUUUUGAGGUACUGGAAGAAAAAUACUGAUUUCCUGCAGCAGAUGUCGUAAGAGGGUGACAUGUUUCAUACUGCCAUCUUCUUGCGAGCAGAAGUGUUGUGAAGAGGAGCUCUAUUGGAAUAUGAGUUUUUAUAAUUAUUUUCAUUGAAGUAUUGAUGAAAUUGUAGUGUUGAAGGUGUAUUGUAGAAAUAUUUAUGACAGUUGAUAAAAGCUGAUAUUUUAUUUUCCAGUUGUAAGAGAGCAACAUAAUCUUCAAUAAUUAAAAAAAAAAAAAAAAAAAAAAAACUGUGUACAGUUUUAUAAUCUUAGUGAUGUUUUUUUGUCAGCCUGAUCCCAAUAUGAUUUUUUUUGUCAACUUCCAAUCUUGGCUUGUGGUUUCUAGCAAACCAAAAAAACAGAUUUUCGUGUUUCUCAAAAGUUUAGCCCAAUACCCUGACUUUUUCUUUUGUUUACAUAUUUUGGUGAUUUGUAAAGUAAGUGAAGGGGGAGGUAGGAAUAUCGCUGUAUUAUUAACUACUUAUUGUUCUGAAGUAAUUCUCUCGUUCUUGACCAUUGUAUCUUAUUGGAUAAGAUGUUCCCUGAAAUCAUUACACAUCUGUAAUUAGUUAUUGCUCUUAAGUUGACAUUCCAUUUUUAUGUUUAUAAUUAAUUUUCUGAGGACUGUAGUUUUCAACCUGUACUGUUGCACCUGUGGCAUUUUGCUACAGUCAUUAGUAGCAGAGAUAGGUAAAAGUAAAGUGCAAAGGCCAGCAUUCUGCUGAUUUAAAUAUUGGAAUAAUAUUAAAACAAAAAACUUCCAGACUACUUUAUAUUUUAUAUCUGUCAGCUCUGAAUGGUUAUCCAGUUAGGAAUGUCUUGUUUUCUUCUUGAUACAAAUAUGAAGAAAAUGUGUCUUAUCUUAAUUUUGGGAAGGGGGUUCUGUAACAGUAAAUGUUAACACUAAGGUUAGGCCUGCAUAUCUUCACUGGUAAGUAAACCUUUUUCCAUAGCUGUUUUCCUUGUGAAGGCCAGUACUGGUCUCAAGCCAGCUUGCUGAUUGAUCCCAUACAUAUAGCAUUGGCAUGCACCCCAUUUACUACUUAGCACAAUUUUUCUCCAUUUAAAAACUGUUUGUCACGUGGAUGCUUGUUUCUUUCACAAGAGUAGUGUCAGUCACUUGUCAUUGUGAAUUUUAGCUGUAAUUUUGAAGAGAUCCAUCACUCCACCUUUAUUGAGAAUAUCUCAUGUAUAAGAGGAUGUCUUCUUUUUCAGAAUCUGCAAGUAUGUUUAUGGCAAACAGUUCCACUCUUGAAGUCUGAUGAGUUGUAUUUAAAAUUAAAUAAAGCUACUUUGUGUUGCAUUA